Messenger RNA from Condylostylus longicornis, 789 nucleotides. RefSeq names its product mitochondrial import inner membrane translocase subunit Tim17-A. The transcript has 3 exons. Gene Ontology annotation, molecular function: transmembrane protein transporter activity. The record is from RefSeq and is a predicted model, not a curated record. Gene Ontology annotation, cellular component: TIM23 mitochondrial import inner membrane translocase complex; mitochondrial inner membrane. Gene Ontology annotation, biological process: protein import into mitochondrial matrix. The coding region runs from base 158 to 649 and encodes 163 amino acids. Lineage: Eukaryota; Metazoa; Arthropoda; Insecta; Diptera; Dolichopodidae.
UUAUAUUUUCUUUGUGACUUUUGACUAAUUAAUACAUGUGCAUAUACAUGUUUAUAUACUAAAAAAUAUAUGAAAACUAUUAAAAUUUCAAAUUAUGCAAAUAUUAAAAUUUUGUUAAAAAUUUUGCAGAAGUGUGUUAAAAAAAAUAAUUUCAUUAAUGGAGGAGUACGCGAGAGAACCUUGCCCAUAUCGUAUUGUUGAUGAUUGUGGCGGAGCUUUUGCAAUGGGAUGUAUAGGAGGCGGUGUUUUCCAAGCAAUAAAAGGUUUCCGGAAUGCUCCGUCUGGAAUAAAUCGUAGAUUGUUGGGAAGUGUAUCAGCAAUAAAAACUCGUUCGCCAAUAAUAGCUGGUAAUUUUGCUGUUUGGGGGGGAAUGUUCAGCACUAUAGAUUGUACACUAGUUCACAUUCGAAAAAAGGAAGACCCAUGGAAUUCUAUAAUUAGCGGCGCUAUGACCGGAGGAAUUUUGUCUGCUAGAAAUGGAUUACCUGCUAUGGCAGGUAGCGCUAUUAUUGGAGGUGUUUUGUUGGCUCUAAUAGAAGGUAUUGGAAUACUUUUUACUCGAUUAUCUGCUGAUCAGUUUCAAAAUCCCGGUCCGCCUAAUGAAGACGUAUCGAUGUUACAAGGUUCUAGCUCUUUCUCUUUUGGGUAACUUUGUACAUUUUGAAAUAAGUUUAGAGAUAACAUUAUUAACAAAAAAAACGAAUUAGAUUUGUAAUUAUUAUUUUGAUUUGAAAUAAAUUAACUGUUGUAAAUUUAGACAAUAGCAAAUAAAAGAUUUUUGUUACAAUA